CGCGAGAAGGGCGGUGGCGGCGGCAGAACCCGGCUGGGACAUCGGGCUGGCGGUUCGCUAGUGGGUGCAUGGAGGCUGCCGGGGGCGAGCGGGCGCCGCUGCUGGGCGCACGGCGUGCGGCGUUCGAGGGCCGGCGCGCGGCGUGCGCUGCCGUGCUGCUGACGGAGCUGCUGGAGCGCGCCGCCUUCUACGGCAUCACGGCCAACCUAGUGCUGUUCCUUAACGGCACGCCGUUCGACUGGGAGGGUGCGCAGGCCAGCCAGGCGCUGCUGCUCUUCAUGGGCCUCACCUAUCUGGUGUCGCCAUUCGGCGGCUGGCUGGCUGAUGCGCGGCUCGGCCGGGCGCGCGCCAUCCUGCUCAGCCUGGCACUCUACCUGCUUGGCAUGCUGGCCUUCCCGUUGCUGGCCGCACCCUCGACCCGCACGGCGCUCUGCGGGGUCCCCGGCCCUGCGCGCGUCCGCAACUGCUCUGCGCCGCCAUGUCCCGACGCCCCCCCUCGCUACUGCGCGCCCGCCGCUCUGUCAGCGCUGGCGCUCGUGGGCCUCGGCGUGGGCGCUGUCAAGGCCAACAUCACUCCCUUUGGCGCCGACCAGGUUAAAGACCGAGGUCCAGAAGCUGCGAGAAGAUUUUUUAACUGGUUUUAUUGGAGCAUUAACCUGGGAGCAAUUGUCUCGCUGGGAGGCAUCGCCUACAUUCAGCAGAACGUCAGCUUUGUCACUGGCUACGUCAUCCCUACUGUGUGUAUCGGCGUCGCUUUCAUGGUCUUCCUCUGCGGCCAGACCUUCUUCAUCACUAAACCUCCCGAUGGCAGUGCCUUCACCGACAUGUUCAAGAUCCUGCUGUAUUCGUGCCGUCCCCAAAAACGAGUCAGAGAACACAGUCCUAGUGGUGAAGGCAUUGGAGUCUUUCAGCAAUCUUCUAAAAACAGUCUGUUUGAUUCAUGUAAGAUGUCUCGAGGAGGGCCAUUCCCAGAAGAUAAAGUGGAAGAUGUGAAAGCUCUUGUCAAGAUUGUCCCAGUUUUCUUGGCUUUGAUACCUUACUGGACAGUGUAUUUUCAAAUGCAGACCACGUAUGUUUUACAGAGUCUUCAUUUGAAGAUUCCAGAAAUUUCCAGCGUUACUACCAAUCCUCAUACGUUUCCCGCAGCCUGGCUGACGAUGUUCGAUGCCGUGCUUAUCCUCCUGUUAAUUCCCUUAAAAGAUAAACUGGUUGAUCCCAUCUUGAGAAGAAAUGGCCUGCUCCCUUCAUCUUUAAAAAGGAUAGCUGUUGGAAUGUUCUUUGUGAUGUGUUCUGCCUUUGCCGCAGGAAUUUUGGAAAGCAAAAGACUGGACCUCGUGAAGGAGAAAACCAUUAACCAGACCAUUGGAAAUGUUGUUUACUACGCGGCCGACUUGCCCAUCUGGUGGCAGGUGCCCCAGUACGUGCUGAUCGGCAUCAGUGAAAUAUUCGCGAGCAUCUCAGGCCUGGAAUUUGCAUACUCGGCUGCCCCCAAGUCCAUGCAGAGUGCCAUCAUGGGCCUGUUCUUCUUCUUCUCUGGUGUUGGAUCGUUUGUGGGCUCAGGGCUGCUGGCGCUGGUGUCCCUCAAGGCCAUAGGGUGGAUGAGCAGCCACACGGACUUUGGCAACAUCAAUGGCUGCUAUUUGAACUAUUAUUUUUUUCUUCUGGCUGCUAUUCAAGGAGCCACCCUCCUGCUUUUCCUCAUUGUUUCUGUGAAAUACGACCGGCAGCGGUCAAGAGCGAACGGCAUGCCCACCGGCAGGAGGACCUGAGGCUCCUGCACCCAUUAGUGACCUAGGUAAGUGCCUUCCUGGAGCAGAAGUGCAGAUGUGCCAUGCAUUGCUUCUCACCACUCAAGAACCCGGAAAUCCUGCAGCCAGUUUCCUCUCCAACAAAUGCUUGCCGACGCAGAUGCAGAGUCUCGGGAGAUGACGCCCAUACUGGUUGGCAUCCAGUAUUUUAAACAGAUAUCUCGAGUUCCCUGGUGGCUCAGUGGGUUAAGGACCCAGCAUUGUCACUGCCGUGGCUUAGCUCGCUGUCAUGGCGCAGGUUUAAUCCCUGGCCCAGGAAGUUUUUGGCUAUGAGCACAGCCAGAAAGCAAAAACAACACAAAUAUUAUCUCCUUUUCCAUAAAAGACCAUCUCAGUUACUUCUUUUACCUUCAUAUUGAGGACUGGGAGGGUUUGUUAAGAAGUAAAAGUGUGGUUAGAUGCUGCAAAGCUCCUGUAGAGAAGUCAUGCCUAUGGUUUCUUUCACAAGCCACAGAUCUUGCCAGCGCCAGAUUCCUUGGUACAAGCCGGUACCAGUACGGAAUAUAUUUUAUCUGCCGCUUCAAAUAAUACUUAUUUUUUAAACUAUUAACAUUGCUUUUUUGUUGUUUCCUUAAGAAUGUGCUAUUUCAUCCAAUAUUUAAGACCACAGGUUCCAUCUCAGUCUGCAAAGCACCCUAAUGUGUGUUCAAAGCCUUACUGAGUCAGUCCUGUGCAUAAUUCCGUUUCUGUACUGUUGAGCCUGGAAACCUGUCACAGGGUCGGAAAGAGAGCCCUUCUGAACAGCAUGGGUGUGGUUGGAGGUGGUUGGAAGUGAUAAUGUGAACUUGAACUCUGGAUGCUCACCGACUUUGGUGGGGGUAUUUUAUGUGUAUGUGGAGGUUCUCAUUUUGUUUAAUAAACUAUUCUUUAUCUGUUGCUA
Sus scrofa (pig) is the source of this 2688-nucleotide messenger RNA. RefSeq names its product solute carrier family 15 member 4 (gene SLC15A4). Lineage: Eukaryota; Metazoa; Chordata; Mammalia; Artiodactyla; Suidae. Gene Ontology annotation, biological process: transmembrane transport; oligopeptide transport. The record is from RefSeq and is a predicted model, not a curated record. Gene Ontology annotation, cellular component: membrane. Gene Ontology annotation, molecular function: transmembrane transporter activity.